This is a messenger RNA of Eriocheir sinensis (Chinese mitten crab), 5939 nucleotides long. It is a transcript of the gene Tace, whose product is annotated as ADAM 17-like protease. Gene Ontology annotation, biological process: membrane protein ectodomain proteolysis; Notch signaling pathway. Bases 91 to 2481 code for a protein of 796 amino acids. Lineage: Eukaryota; Metazoa; Arthropoda; Malacostraca; Decapoda; Varunidae. Gene Ontology annotation, molecular function: metalloendopeptidase activity. The transcript is spliced from 12 exons. Gene Ontology annotation, cellular component: plasma membrane. The record is from RefSeq and is a predicted model, not a curated record.
ACAUUUUUGGGCCUGAAAUGUUGUGAGUACGACAAUCUGGCAGCAGUCGUGGCGGCGGUGGCUGCCUGCCAUGUAAACAAAGGAGCCAGGAUGCUGCCGCCGAGCCUCCUCCUGCUGCUCCUUCUGUCCGUGAGCCAAGCCAUUGACCUGACGGGAGGUUUCUUUAAGCCUCGUCCAUAUCAUCCCAACCUAAAAUAUUAUGAGUUGAUUGACUCAUCUGCCUUCAAGCAUCAUAUUGUGAAGAGAGGAACAACAGAGAGCACUCAUCGUUUCAAUAAAAUCAAAGAAGUGGAGUUUAAUGCAUUAGGAAGAGACUUUAGGCUGAUCCUCAAUCCUCGGAAAGGGCUCCUUCAUCCCCAGUUUAAGGCAUUUGCCGUCGAUGGUUCUGGUAAUGAGCGAAUCAUCCAUGUUGACCAUGAGAACUUUUAUGAAGGCCGUGUGUUUGGAGAGAAGACGUCAGAGGUGUCAGCACACUUGGAGGAUGGCAUCAUGACUGCUACCAUACACACACCUGAUGAUACUUACCACAUUGAGCCAUCAUGGAGACACACACCUGACACCAGUGAAGAUUCCAUGGUCGUUUAUCGAGGGUCAGAUGUAAAGUACAGUUGGGAGGAUAAGAAGCCCAUGUGUGACUAUAUCAAAGAAGGAAAUGAGACAACAGAAGCAGAGGAUGAGGAUGAAUGGAUUGAAGAUAAUGACCCUUUUGAUGAGGGUAUUGUAGAUAUUCUGAAUGAGCAAAUUCAGAGAGCAAAGCGCAGAGUCAAGAGACAGCAGGCAGAGGCAUACAACUUUAAUGGAGAGAAAACACGCUGUCCCCUGUUGUUAGUGGCAGAUUAUCGCUUCUUCAAGGAGAUGGGUGGAUCCAACUACAAGACUACCGUCAACUACCUGAUUAGUCUGAUUGACCGUGUGGACAAAAUCUACAAGAACACUUCAUGGAGAGAUGCAAAUGACAAAGGAGAUUUUUCUGACAUGGGAUUUGUAAUUAAGAAGAUCCUUGUGCACCAAGAGUGGUCUCCAGUAACUACCAAUCAAGUUCACUACAACAUGGAUAGAACCUCAUGGGAUGUCCGCAACCUGCUAGAGGUCUUUAGCCGUGAGUACUCUCACAAGGAUUACUGCUUGGCUCAUCUCUUCACCGACAUAAAGUUUGAAGGGGGCAUCCUGGGUUUGGCUUAUGUAGGUUCUCCUCGCAGGAACUCUGUGGGAGGAAUCUGCACUCCAGAGUACUUCAAGAACGGUCACACCCUGUACCUGAAUUCCGGCCUUAGCUCCUCCAGGAAUCACUAUGGGCAGCGUGUCAUCACCCGUGAGGCUGACCUGGUCACUGCUCAUGAGUUUGGUCAUAAUUGGGGCUCAGAGCAUGACCCUGACCGGCCAGAGUGCAGUCCCAGUGCCAGUCAGGGAGGCUCGUACCUCAUGUAUACCUACUCAGUAUCAGGGUAUGAUAUAAACAAUAAGAGGUUCUCUCCAUGCAGUCUUCGAGCAAUCCGCGCUGUACUGAUGGCCAAGUCCUCCCGUUGCUUCACAGAACCCGAAGAGUCUUACUGUGGUAACCAGAGGGUUGAGGGACAGGAAGAGUGUGAUGCAGGACUUGUAGGCCAAGAUGAUAUAGAUAUGUGUUGUGACAAAAACUGCAAACUUAGACCCCAGGCUAAAUGCAGUGAUCGCAAUUCUCCUUGCUGCCAAAACUGUCAGUUCAUGAAUCAAGGAGUUAAGUGUAGAGAGAAGCAGCCAGCCACAUGUGAAAAUGAGUCCAGAUGUCUGGGUACAAAGGCAGAAUGUCCCAAAGCUAAGCCAAUGGAGGAUGGAACAGCCUGUAUAGAGAAAGGGCAGUGUCUUCAAGGAAACUGUCUUCCAUACUGUGAGACACAAGAUAUGCAGAGCUGCAUGUGUGACACAAUUGAGGAUGCAUGUAAAAGGUGCUGCAGGAAGACACUUAAUGACACCUGCUUCCCUGUCACGCCUGUGGAUAUCCUGCCAGAUGGCACACCAUGCAUCCAGGGCUUCUGUAAUAAGGGAAAGUGUGAAAAAACAGUUCAAGAUGUGGUGGAGCGUUUCUGGGACAUCAUAGAAGACAUUAAUAUCAACACUGUUUUGAUGUUCCUUCGAGACAACAUUGUAGGGACAGUCAUCAUCAUCUCUGUUAUAAUCUGGGUACCAGCAUCCUGCAUAUUUAGCUAUGUGGACCGCCGACGCAAAGAAGAAUAUCACAAGUAUGUACGCUGGUAUUAUAGUAAUGAAUUGAUUCACCCAACUGACCUGGUACGAAUCAUUGAUAGCAAGCGAAGGCGUGUACAUGAGUCAAACAGAGUCCAGGAAUGCAACAAUAGAGUCAUGGACUCGAGUGGGAGACCUCACGACCAAGGGACACGAGUCCAUGACAUUCGAGAACCUCCUGAAGGUGCCAAAAGUCGACAGGCACUUAAUACACCUCAAUGUACACCGGUUUCUCAGCAUUACACAAGUGCUAUGUAGAGAGGUAGUAGUUCAAGUGACACAGGGUAUUUUCUAACUCUUGUAGACAUCAUCGUACAAGGUUUAAACAUCAAUGAUUAAAUUAAUAUUACUUAGCAAUUUUCGUGGUGUAGAUUUUGAUCAUUAUUGACUAAGCCAGUAAUGAGCAGAUUAUUCAUGAGAUAAACUUAUUGAAGGAUAUAUACAAGCCCUGAGCAUUAAUUUUAAAAACAAAGAAAAUCAGUUAUGUUCACUAAAUACUUAUCAAGUGAGGGACAAUACAAAGACAAAACAAAUUAUCCAGAAGAAAUAUAUGAUUGUUCCCUUUAACUCCUGGCUCAGUGCAUUUAAUUAAGCUAUUUUGUUAGGAGCUGUUUUUAGAUGACUCAGUGCACUUAAUUAAGCUAUUUUGUUAGGAGCUGUUUUUAGUAUGGACUGAUGUAAUAUGACAUUGUUAAUUUCUAUAAGUAAACUCAUGUAUUAUGAAAUAGUUUGGCAACUAGCAGAAGUAUUUAAUUAAUAUAUUUUCUGCCUGAUGCCUUAUUCCCUUACAGGUUGGUCAUUAGCAAAAUUCUUCCAUCUCACCCUCUCCUCUGUCAUCAGCAUUCAUAAAACUAACCCCUUUCCACUCAUUUUUUUCCACUCCAAACUUUUACCUCAUCAUUGGCCUACCUCUAUCCCUUUCACCCUCCACCUCGCUCUCAUAGACUGUCAAUCUCCCAUCAUGCAUCCUCUCCAUAUGACAACCAUCUUCAGUUAUUUAUUUUUAUACUUUACACAUUCCUACCACAUCACACCGCCUACAUUAAUCUACAUUACACAUAACCCCCCACAAGUAGCUUGUUUACAUAGUUAUUGAUGUGUCUGUCAAGCACUUGCCCACAUCUCACGCCCCAUCUGCCAGUGUUGGUAUCAUUAUGCUAUUGCACAGCAUCUACUCAAUUCCAUUGCUAACUCUUCUAUCUGCUCUCUUUGCGGUUACACCUAUACCAAAAUUCUCAUACAAAUUUUCAUUAACAUUCAUAAUAUGCCACACAUCUUAUAUUGCACAUUUCCACUGCCCUUAUUCCUGAUUGCUGUGCUGCAUUCCGUGUCCAUGUCUCUGAUGCAUAUGACAGUUGGGAGAACAAUGCUUUUUCUUAUACCCUUCUUUACCCCCCAUGCUCUCAUUAUAUCCUUUCAUAACUUUCCAGCACACCAUUACACUUACUAACUGUCUGCCCUUCAGUGCUUUCUCCCUAACCUCUCUCUCCCUGCUUUCAUACUAACAGAAAUCUGUCCUUAUGUACUUACAUUUUAAAAAUUCAUCUUCUCUCCCCCCAGCCAGGUCUUACAUUGUCAUGCUUUGUGCCCUAACUGUAUGCCUUUGCCCUUCCAGAUACCAUAUACCUUACUUAUUACAACUAUUCUCAACUUUCUCCUUUUCAGAAACUUAAAUUAACCCAUAAUCCUCUGCAGCGUUCUUUCCUAGUUUUUUUUUUUUUUUUUUUUUUUAAUAGGCCGCCUUCAUAAACUACACUGUAUCUCUUCAGCUUGCACCUACAUCAUUCUCUGCCUUUCAUUUCUUUUAUACAACCAUCCGUGUAAAUAUUGAACAAUGACAUCACACACCCCUGUCUCACUUCCACACCAAUACCAAAAGUAUCACUCGGCUCCCCAUUCAUGUUAACAGAGGCACUUGCAUCCUUAUAAAAAGACCUAAUUCCUACCUGUAAAUGCCUUUUAAUGCCAUAUAUCCUCAAAACAUCCUAUAAACCCUGUAGAUUGUAGUAUUCUUGUCACCACAUUUUGCAUCCUCUCUAAGUUUCUUAGGUAUUUCUCGAUGCAUGGUGUCCAAAUCACUGUUUAAUAUUUUAUUGCAGAUCUUACCUUGGACACUGCGUAUUAUCUGAAUAGUAGAAUGCUAUUUUGAUGUAUAAUGUUUGCAUGAUCUUUCUGUGAUCAUAUCUGUUUUUUUUCUGGUGAUGGAUUGUCUUGUAUUAUCACCCCCAAGUCCUUUAUUAAUGCUCUUCAUUCCCCAUCUUUUAUUUCCAGCUUGAUCUUUUACUCUCAUCUCAUAAAUGUUACAAUUUUUGGGAUUAAAUUCCAUUUUCCAAAGCUGGUUCCAUUCUAUCAGUUUGUCAAGAUCACUUCAAUUUCUUAAAGCAGUAAUUUUCUCAAUUCAUCUAAUGAUCUUAUUUAGCUGCAAAGAAAGAGACUUUUACAUAGAUAUUCAGACCACACAGACCUAUAAUCCAGAUUAGAUGGUUUGUUCUUAAAUCUAAAUAAAACUAAAAUAAAUCAAAUGCCAUAAUGGCUAACAAGACUGCAUUUCUGCCAAAGUAUGGGAUUUAGGUUCAAAGUUGAAAGUGAGAGGGUACAGAGUAGUUUAUGAAGGAAGGCUUAUUCAAAUAAAAUACAUUGUUUAGGUAGAAAAUUAAGCAGUGCUACAGAGGAUUAUGGGUGAAUUUGAAAGGGUCUGUAAAAGGAGAAAAUUGGAAAUAAGUGGAAGAAGUAAGGUAUUUGGAAGGGCAAGAGAGCAGACCACUGAUUUUUUGAAAGCCAUACAGUUAUGACACAGAGCAUGACAGUGUAAGACCUGGUUGGGGGAAGAGAAGAUGGAGGAUUUUUUUGUCAAUUGAAGUACAUUGGGAGACCUUUAUGUUAGCAUGAAAGCAUGGCGAGAGAGGUUAGGGAGAGAGCAUUGAAAGGCAAACAGGUAAUGGGUGCACUAGUGCAUUGAACAUUGGGGUAAAGAAGGGUAUAAGAAAUAGCAUUCUUCUCCCAACUCUGGCACAUGCAUUAGAGGCAUGGAAUGCAGCAUAGCCAUCCAGAAUAUAUGCUGUGAAAGAAUGUGAGUUUGUGUGUAUGUGUAAUUCACCAUGGCUUGAUCACGUGAUGGCUUCGCAAUCGCCAGCUCAUACCAUCCCUGAAUAAGUUCAGGGCUCACAAGUGAUGGAUCUCUGGAUAUGGCUGAAACCUCACUCCCACACACUCCUGGGAGGCGGGACACAACCCAUGAGUUACACCUGGUACCCAGUUACUACUGGGUGGACAUGGGGCACAGAUUAAAGGGGACUGCCCAUCCAGUUCUACCCCAUUCAGGAAUCAAACCUGGGACCUCCCUCUCAAUUGUAAGGCGACUGAGCAAAUCAUUGCACUAUGGAGCUCCAUGUGUGUGUGUGUGUGUGUCAGAAUAAUUUAGGUGUCCCUCAUUUUAUUUGCAUGAAGUUCUUUGUUCAUUUAUCAUAAUUUCUGUCUCUAUUCACAGAUAGCUGUAUUUAUUUGCAUCCAACUUUUUCCCAUCUUAAAUUAUUAUUUUCAGCUGUCUGCAUUAUUUUUCUUUUGUCCACCUUCAGGCAGUAUGAAGAAUAUAGAGAAUUUAUUGAACGCUGGAGGAGAAGAGUGGAUGGUCAUGGUUUUCCCCGUACCAAAAGAACCACCAGAUUUGCAGAUGUUGUUGAUGAGGCCACAACCUGUCUCCUAGCAAGCACCUCUAC